Tuber melanosporum (Perigord truffle) is the source of this 2267-nucleotide messenger RNA. RefSeq lists its product as uncharacterized. The record is from RefSeq and is a predicted model, not a curated record. NCBI's taxonomy places the organism in Eukaryota, Fungi, Ascomycota, Pezizomycetes, Pezizales, Tuberaceae. Gene Ontology annotation, cellular component: membrane. Bases 456 to 2123 code for a protein of 555 amino acids. The transcript is spliced from 8 exons. Gene Ontology annotation, molecular function: amino acid transmembrane transporter activity. Gene Ontology annotation, biological process: amino acid transmembrane transport.
CAGCGGUAUCGCUGAAGUCACUCUCUGGGUUCAACUCUCGAUGAGGCUGCUUAUUCAUUGUGUGCCUGGGCGCGAAUUUUACUGUCUCAGACGGCCCAAGGGAUGGAGGAGAUUGUCGGCGCUCGAGUAUAAUAAACAGGGGGGGGGACGAAGAACAGCCCCAUCAUACUUGUACCGGCACUCAAGCACCAGAUUUCAUGUUUUUGCCACCGCAUUUUUUGGCGUAUGAUACAGUAACGAGUACUUGAGUACCGGUACCGGCAUUUUGUCCCCCCCGCUUGAGCCUCUGGCCUUAGCUUUGUGCUAUCGUAACUUAAAUCGGGGCUCAUACUCCGCUGCUUCGCUUACAACGUCCUGAGAACCUGCUCGAGUAGGGUUUCUGAUUUUUGAUAACACUACCCAUCCUUUCACCCCCUUACCUACUUACGACACUCUCACCUCUCUCACUCGCGAAAAUGGCAUCUUCAUCCUCUUUUAGCCCUGGAGAUUGCACCUCGAUGCCAGAGCAGCGGCUCACGGGCGAGAGUUCUUCUACGCGCAGCUCCAUUAGUGAGCGGUCGCCACCACCGACUUUUGAUCAUACCCAUAGAAAACUCAGACCAAGGCAUAUUCAAUUGAUUGGUAUUGGGGGGACCAUCGGAACGGCUCUCUAUGUCUCUAUUGGGAGAGGACUGAUGCAGGGUGGACCGGCAAGUUUGUUUAUUGCCUUCACAUUUUGGUGUACAGUGAUUCUAGGCGUCAACAAUUCCAUGUCAGAAAUGGUCACUUAUUUGCCGAUAUCCUCACCAUUUAUUCGUUUUGCUGGUCGUUUCGUGGAUGAUGCUUUUGGUUUCGCUGCCGGGUACAACUUUUUCGUCUAUCAAGCGGCCCUUGUGCCAUUCGAAAUAGUUGCUUGCAACGUUAUUAUCCACUAUUGGACCGAUGAGAUUCAUGUGGGAAUCGUUAUCGCCGUUGUUCUGUUCUGCUAUGCAAUCAUCAACAUAUUCGGCGUUUCAUGGUACGGUGAAUCUGAGUUUUGGUUAGCCCUCGGAAAGGUCAUCCUUAUCCUCGGCUUAAUCGCAUUUACCUUUGUGACCAUGUUGGGCGGAAACCCGCUAGGGGAUCGUUACGGAUUUCGGUAUUGGAGGGACCCUGGACCAUUUGCAGAGAAUAUCAAGACUGGUGAUUUAGGUCGCUUUCUCGGUUUCCUCGCAUGUCUCAUCCAGGCAUCCUUCACCAUUGCCGGUCCAGACUAUGUAUCCAUGGCAGCAGGAGAAGCGGAAAACCCGAGAGUUGUUCUCCCGAGAGCCUUUAAGGCAAUCUUUUACCGUCUUACCUUCUUCUUCGUUAUGGGCUCUUUGGCUGUCGGAAUUGUCGUCCCAUACAACGACCCUGCUCUAGCUGCUGCGUUUAGGGAAGGGAAGCCAGGAGCGGCUGCUUCGCCGUAUGUAAUUGCGAUGGACCGCCUGCGGAUCCCGACUCUACCACAUAUUGUUAAUGCGCUGGUUUUGACCUCGGCAUUCUCAGCGGGAAAUUCAUAUGUAUACUGCGCUAGCAGGAGUCUAUAUGGGCUUGCGCUGGAAGGCAAGGCACCUAGAGUAUUAGCACGAUGCACAAAGAGCGGUGUGCCUAUAUACUCCGUAGCGGUUGUCUUAGCAAUCGCCCUUCUAUCGUUCCUCCAAGUCUCCAACAGUGCGGCCGUAGUCCUCCAAUGGUUUGUUAACCUCGUUACCGCCUCCCAACUAAUCAACUUCUCCUUCAUGACCUUCACUUUCAUAAAGUUCAUGAAGGGACUCAAGGCGCAAGGAAUCCCGCGCGACUCACUACCGCAUAAGGGAUUCUUACAACCCUACUGCGCUUGGUACUCCUUCGCUGCUACGACGAUCAUGUGCUUCGUUGGCGGAUACACUGUCUUCCUCCCGGGGAACUGGGACAUCCCCACUUUCUUAUUCUCAUACACUAUGAUCAUAAUUGUGCCAGCGCUAUUUGUCGGCUGGAAAAUCACACACAAGACAAAGUGGCGGAGGUCCGAAGACAUAGACUUAUUACAGGAUAAGGAGGAGAUAGAUCAGUACGAUAGGGAUUACUUUCCAAAGCCGCCCCGGGAUAAAUUCAUGAAAUAUUGGGAUGAGAUUUUCGGUUAGUUGAUUGGAUCACUGGCGAGGGGGGUUGCGUUGGGUUUUGUAUACGCUUUUUACCUGUAUGUUUAUGAGAGACUGUUUUUGUUCAGCUGGUCUUGCCGAUAGAUUGUGGAUUUGAAUAGACAUGAUGCCAAUUUCGCCGAGAAA